This is a messenger RNA of Psammomys obesus (fat sand rat), 2216 nucleotides long. RefSeq names its product MBL associated serine protease 2 (gene Masp2). Gene Ontology annotation, biological process: proteolysis; complement activation, lectin pathway. Lineage: Eukaryota; Metazoa; Chordata; Mammalia; Rodentia; Muridae. Gene Ontology annotation, molecular function: serine-type endopeptidase activity; calcium ion binding. Gene Ontology annotation, cellular component: extracellular region. The transcript has 11 exons. Bases 29 to 2086 code for a protein of 685 amino acids. The record is from RefSeq and is a predicted model, not a curated record.
CUGGGCCUGCAAAGCUGGAUGGCACGCCAUGAGGCUGCUGAUCUUCCUGGGCCUGCUCUGGAGUGUGGUGGCCUCACCUUUGAGCUCAAAGUGGCCUGAGCCUGUAUUUGGGCGCUUGGCGUCCCCUGGUUUCCCAGGGCAGUAUGGCAACAAUCAGGAUCGGUCCUGGACACUGACUGCACCCCCCGGCUACCGCCUGCGCCUCUACUUCACCCACUUCAACCUGGAGCUCUCUUACCGCUGCGAGUAUGACUUUGUCAAGUUGAGCUCAGGGACCAAGGUACUAGCCACACUGUGUGGGCAGGAGAGCACAGAUACUGAGCAGGCACCUGGCAACGACACCUUCUACUCACUGGGUCCCAACCUGGAGGUCACCUUCCACUCCGACUACUCCAAUGAGAAGCCCUUCACAGGGUUUGAGGCGUUCUACGCAGCGGAGGAUGUGGAUGAAUGCCAAGUGAGCCUGGGAGACUCAGUCCCUUGUGACCAUUUUUGCCACAACUACCUGGGUGGCUACUACUGCUCUUGCCGAGUGGGCUAUGUUCUCCACCAGAACAAACGCACCUGCUCAGCCCAGUGUUCAGGACAGGUGUUCACUGAGAGGUCCGGGGAGCUCAGUAGCCCCGAGUUCCCACAGCCGUACCCCAAACUCUCCAGCUGUACCUACAGCAUCCGCCUGGAGGAAGGCUUCAGUGUCAUCCUGGACUUUGUGCAGUCCUUUGAUGUGGAGACGCACCCCGAAGCCCAGUGCCCCUACGACUCCCUCAAGAUUCAAACAGACAAGGGGGAAUAUGGUCCAUUUUGUGGGAAGACGCUGCCCCGUAGGAUCGAAACACACAGUAACAGCGUGACCAUCACCUUUGCCACUGAUGAGUCAGGGGACCACACAGGCUGGAAGAUUCGCUACAGGAGCACAGCACAGCCUUGCCCUGAUCCAAUGGCGCCACCUAAUGGACACAUUUUACCAGUGCAAGCCAAGUACGUCCUGAAGGACAGCUUUUCUGUCUUCUGUGAGACUGGCUUCGAACUUCUUCAAGGCUCUGUCCCCCUGGAAUCGUUCACUGCCGUCUGUCAGAAAGAUGGAUCUUGGGACCAGCAGAUACCACAGUGCAUCAUUAUCGACUGUGGCCCUCCAGAUGACCUACCCAACGGCCACACGGAAUAUGUCACAGGCCCUGAGGUGACUACCUACAAAGCUGCGAUUCAGUACAGCUGCGAAGAGACUUUCUACACAAUGCAUGGUGAUGGUAAAUAUGUGUGUGAGGCUGAUGGAUUCUGGACGAGCUCCAAGGGAGAAAAAUCCCUCCCAGUUUGUGAGCCUGUCUGUGGGCUGCGCACACACACUCUGAGAGGCCGGAUCAUCGGAGGGCAGCCUGCAAAGCUUGGUGACUUUCCUUGGCAAGUCUUGUUACUGGGUGAAACGACAGCAGCGGGUGCACUUGUACAUGACAACUGGAUCCUAACAGCUGCUCAUGUCGUAUAUGGGAAAACUGAGGCACAGUCCUCCCUGGACAUUCGCAUGGGCAUCCUUAAACGGCUCUCACCUAAUUACACUCAAGCCUGGCCUGAGGCUGUUUUCAUACAUGAAGGUUACACUCAUGGUGCCGGUUUUGACAACGAUAUAGCGCUGAUUAAACUCAAGAACAAAGUCACAAUCAAUAGAAACAUCAUGCCUGCCUGCCUGCCAAGUAAAGCUGCCGCAUCCUUAAUGAAGACAGGUGACACUGGAACUGUGGCUGGCUGGGGGCUAACCCAGAGGGGGUUUUCUGCUAGAAACCUAAUGUUUGUAGACAUACCAAUUGUUGACCAUCAAAAAUGUACCGCUGCAUAUGAAAAGCAUCCCCACUCAGGAGCAAGAGUAACUGCUAACAUGCUUUGUGCUGGCUUAGACGCUGGUGGCAAGGACAGCUGCAGGGGCGAUAGUGGAGGGGCACUAGUGUUUCUAGAUAAUGAAACACAGCAAUGGUUUGUGGGAGGAAUAGUUUCCUGGGGCUCCAUUAACUGUGGGGAGCCAGACCAAUAUGGGGUCUACACAAAAGUCAUAAACUACAUUCCCUGGAUCAAGAACAUAAUGAGUAACUUCUAACCUGCAUCCUCCAGUCAGCAAAUUUUUCCUUAUUUUUACAUGUACCUGGGAAACUUAGUUAUAACAGAACCUGAGAAGCCUUGACAGUCCACCCUAAAACCAAAGUAGAUUAAACUGAUACUUAAGAUCA